Penicillium macrosclerotiorum is the source of this 1605-nucleotide messenger RNA. RefSeq lists its product as uncharacterized. NCBI's taxonomy places the organism in Eukaryota, Fungi, Ascomycota, Eurotiomycetes, Eurotiales, Aspergillaceae. Gene Ontology annotation, biological process: transmembrane transport. The transcript has 4 exons. The coding region runs from base 1 to 1605 and encodes 534 amino acids. The record is from RefSeq and is a predicted model, not a curated record. Gene Ontology annotation, molecular function: transmembrane transporter activity.
AUGGAGAUCCCAAACCCACAACACUGGCACAAGAGCGACAACAAGAAUGAAAUUGUUAAUGAGCAGGAAAUGGGGAGAGAAACCAAGUUCUCGAUUUCAAAACAGGAUAUUUUGAUACUUUUGUCAAUGGCUAGCCUGAGCUUAAUGGCCGCGCUGGAUGGAACGUCUAUCUCGGUUGCUUUGCCGACAAUAUCUCAUGAGCUGGGAGGAACCGCAAUCGAAGCAUUCUGGACCGGAACCUCAUUUACACUGUGCUCUGCCGUUUUUCAGCCAGUUUUUUCCUCAUUAUCAAACUUGUUCGGUCGGAAACCAUUGGUGCUUGCCGCGAUAGCAUGGUUUACAAUUGGAACAAUUGUGGCCGGGGUCGCCAAUAAUUUCACCCACAUGCUCAUCGGUCGGUCUCUGCAGGGAAUUGGAGGCGGUGGUGUCAUCACCCUCACUGCUAUCAUCAUUGCCGAUAUCGUUCCUCUUAGUGAAAGAGCGAAGUACUUUGGGAUGCUUAGUGCGAUCUGGAGUUUGGGAACAGUGGUAGGGCCCGUGAUUGGCGGUUGCUUUGCAGAGAAAAUCUCAUGGCGCUGGAUCUUCUAUAUUAAUUUCCCCUUCAUUGGAAUCGGGGCAAUCUUGGUUUCUUGGUCGUCCCAUUUCUGGGUUGGAAAGGAGACUUUUGCUACCCAAAUGCGAAAGAUUGACUUCGUUGGAAUCGCCAUUUUUAUUCCAAGCUCUGCUUCAUUCUUAAUACCACUGACUUGGGGAGGUGUGCUAUACCCCUGGUACUCAUGGCACACAUUGGCCCCGUUGAUUAUCGGGUCAGUUGGGCUCUGCAUAUUCGCGAUCUAUGAAUGGCGAGUUGCGCGACACCCAAUGAUCCCACCAGCAAUAUUUCAUGACCGAACGGCCCUCAUAUCAUUCGCGGGAUAUGCUGUCGUGGGUCUACUUAUCUGGUGUUGUCUAUACUUUCUUCCUCUCUACUACGAAGCCGUGAAAGGAUUCAAACCUAUAAUGUCCGGAAUCGCUCUUUUCCCCGAGACAUUCACCGUCGCUCCGAGCGGAGUUAUUGUUGGCCUUCUCAUCAGUCGAACGGGUCAGUACUACUGGGCUGUCUGCACCGGGUGGUGUCUUUCGACUAUUGGAAUGGGCCUGCUAUGUCUGUUGGAAGUAAAUACUGGGACCAUCACUUGGGUCUUCUUGAAUCUCGUGCCUGGCAUUGGUAUCGGAAUGGUUCUUCCUUCCGUCGCACUAGCAGUGCAGGCAUCAGCAACUGCUGAGAACCUAGCGAUUGCAGUAGCCGCAUCUACUUCCUUCCGAGGCUUUGGUCAGUCUAUAGGAGUGGCGAUUGGGGGUGUCAUCUUCCAAAAUCAGAUGAAGAACAAUCUAUGGCACUCUCCUGCCCUACAAUCGGUGGCAGAUAAAUACAGCGGUGAUGCAGCUAGCAUGGUGGAAAUUAUCAGAGGAAUGCAUGGUCAGGUUAAGAUGGAUCUUCAACAGGCCUACGCUGAUAGUUUAAGAAUCGUGUGGGCAUUUUGCUGUGGAAUUUCUGGGUUGAUGUUUAUCGUCAGCUUGUUCACGCAGUCUUAUGAUUUGAAUCGGACUCUCAUUACGAAGUAG